AUGCCUUCUUCACCAAUUUUGCUUUCAUUAUCAACAAUAUUUGCUUUGAUUGGAUUUUCACUUGUUGUAUUAUCUACAUUUUCUGACCAAUGGUUGGAAUAUCAAGUUGAUCGCAAAUUUUUAAUAGAAAGGAAGGCAGAAUUAGACAAAAAAUAUGAACGGCAUUUUGUCUCAGAUCCUCUUUUUUAUUCACGUAAUCAAGGAUUGGCACAUCUUUGUUUUCCUGAUUUAGUGCCGAAUUCUAUUGGAUCUUAUUCUAAAUUUGGUUCUGUAUGUAUUACUAGCCCUGAUUUAUGGCCUGAUUCUGCACAAACACAAAAAUAUAAUGGAGCACAAAUGCAACGUUUGUGGAUGCAAAGAGGAAUGAUUUGUUUAUUUAUUGUUGGUUUGUGUGUUUGUGUAUUAGCUUUGGGUGUUGGAAUUGUUGGUUGUUAUAGAAGAAGUCCUAAACUUGUUGGGUGGACUGCAAUGAUGUUUUUACUUUCGGUUCUCUUUAUGAUUUUUGGCAUGCUUCUGUGGCACUAUGUAAAUUAUAUGGAGAGAAAAGUUUUGGAUAUGUAUCCCUUCUACCAAGAUUGGCCUCGAGUAUUUUCUCUAAACAUUUAUUUAAAUAAAUUUGUAAAUUUCAAGUCAUUAAAACAAGCUACCCGAAUAACUUUUGGUUGGUCGUAUAUUGUUUGUUGGGUAGGUAUUGGAUGUUCAGCAUUUACUGCCUUUCUUUUAUGGCUUAGUCGGCGUGCAAUUCGGGAUGAAGAAGAAAGUUUAUAUGAACAAAAACAUGCUCAAUAUUUGCAACAACAAUAUUAUGGAGGGGGAGCUCCCUCUGACAAAUCACUUGUUCCAUUAACUGCCGCUACACUUCCCCCUCAUUAUGGUUAUGGAACUUAUGGCUAUGGAGGUUAUCCUGCCUAUUAUGGGCAAUAUGCAGCAUCUCCAUAUGGAUUAUAUGGAGGAUAUUAUGCACCUGUUUAAAUCAAAAAUUCUUGGAAAUUAAAAGAAAUUAAAGAAAAAAACGAAAUUAAUAAAGC
Molecule: messenger RNA, 1028 nt
Organism: Meloidogyne enterolobii
Lineage: Eukaryota; Metazoa; Nematoda; Chromadorea; Rhabditida; Meloidogynidae
Source: the annotation of a GenBank genome assembly